AAAUGGCUGCUUUCACCUCUUGCCUUUUCUCUUCACCCUGUUGUUGUUAUUGUUUGUGUUCCCGAUUGGUGGAGAAGACGUCCAAAUCAUGGCUCAAAACCCCUCAGCAGUAAACAACAAAAAGGAAGUGCCCGACAGGCGAACAUGCAUUCUUGACACCGUCCUCGACGCCAUCGGCUCCACCCACUGCAUCCGACUCAAUCACGUGCCGAAGA
This is a messenger RNA of Trypanosoma cruzi, 215 nucleotides long. Its product is annotated as cystathionine beta-synthase, putative. Lineage: Eukaryota; Euglenozoa; Kinetoplastea; Trypanosomatida; Trypanosomatidae. The transcript has a single exon. The record is from RefSeq and is a predicted model, not a curated record. The annotation marks the transcript as partial.